AUGGGGCAAGCGUGCGCUCCCUGUGAAAGCUGCAGCGGGGACUUAUGGGAUGCCAUCUCGGGAAUGUACAGAAGCAUGCGAGAACAUCGAGGAGUGCGGGCGCGAGGCCGGGAACCUCGGUACAGGCUGCCCAGAACGUCCCGCUGGAGGAAGCUGCGCGCCAUGGUGCGGUCCAUGCGUGCGCUCGAGUCGGUGCUUGAGGAUGUGCGCUGCAAGCAGACAGAGGAGCUCUACGAAACGGACUGGAGUGAAGCUCCAACACCUGAGCCGUCCCCGUCCAUUCAGUGGCGCAUGGUGCAGAGAGUGUCGCGAUCGCUCUCUGUGCUGGACGGCCUCUUGAAUGAGGUUCGUUGCAAGCAAACGGAGCAACUCUAUGAUUCCGAUUGGAAUACGACAGCGUGCAGCGAGGAUGAGGAUUCCUCAGCGGUUUCAUGCGAGUCGCUAUGA
This is a messenger RNA of Symbiodinium natans, 447 nucleotides long. The record is from the annotation of a GenBank genome assembly. NCBI's taxonomy places the organism in Eukaryota, Dinophyceae, Suessiales, Symbiodiniaceae.